Eutrema salsugineum is the source of this 1453-nucleotide messenger RNA. Its product is annotated as protein POLAR LOCALIZATION DURING ASYMMETRIC DIVISION AND REDISTRIBUTION. Bases 224 to 1270 code for a protein of 348 amino acids. Lineage: Eukaryota; Viridiplantae; Streptophyta; Magnoliopsida; Brassicales; Brassicaceae. The transcript has 3 exons. The record is from RefSeq and is a predicted model, not a curated record. Gene Ontology annotation, biological process: asymmetric cell division.
UUCAAAUCAAAGUUUCCCUCCAUAUUUUUUCUCUCUCUCUCUCUGCUCUGCAACUCUCGUGAUUCUCAUUUAUUUCCUCUCCCCAUCUGUUCAUCGCUCUCUGUUACGACUCCGUCCCACCAUUAUCAAUGUCAACCCGAUCUCGGUCCCUCCUACUACCAAACUGUCUUCCUUUUAAAUCUCCUCUCCUCACUCAAAUCUCAAAAACCCAUGAUUCGUUUCAAUGGAAGGCCAUGGACACUCGCGGCGGAGAAGGGGAGAUGGGUGCACAGUCGUGGAGUGUUAUACGCCUCGUAGGGUCGUCCUUCGGUGGCUUUCUGGCCUGAGAAGUUCCAAGGGGAAGAGAGAGGCAGGGGAUGAACAAGACUCGGUAGGGUACCAUUUGGCGCCCAUAAGGUGCUCGACGAAACGCCUCAACGAGAGUAGGCCGUUGGAUGAAAAUCUCGAGACUCCUAGUCCUAGAUUUGAAACACAAAGCAGGGAAGCACCUUUGGAGAUGGGGAUUGGCUCUUUCUUGCUCUAUCUUGUUGUUGCAAGUAAAACCGAGCUUGACAAAUUGGCAGACCUGCGAAUGCAAAUGGAGAAGUUUCUUCUAAAUGCAAAAGAAGAGUUACAGAAGAGAGAAUUACAGGAAAAUCCACCUUUGUCUUCCAACGAUGAAUAUGAAAUAGAACCAAGCGGUAAAGAGUUUUCUCCUCAAGUCAUUUCGAAUUUGGCAUCAUCCAUUUUCCAGGGGUCAUCAACGAGUGUUCUUCAAGAUGAGAACACAGAAUGUGAGGUCUCAAAACCAGAGGAUUACCAUCGAGGAACAGAGCGCAAUCCAAAACUCCAGGCUGAAGUAGGUAGUUUACCUCUGUAUGAAUUUGCAGGGGACAGAUAUACAAUGCAUCAGAUUCAAAAACAACGCAAACUUAAAGACAAUGAGGGCACGAAGAAUCAUAUACCAGAGAUCGUGGAAGACGAAAGAUAUGGAGUAAGUCCGUACGAACUGGAAAAAAAGCUGCAUGAACUACUAGUGACAAGGCAACAAGAAGAGUUACUGAAGCUUGAGACUGCUCUGAGUCGUGUUGAACGAAGGCUACAGGAGAAAGAAACCGAGGUUUCAUGGUGGAAAGACGCAGCCCGCCUGCUUGCUCAGCGUGUUCCUGAAUCUUCUCGAGCGGGACUAGAAUGGUGCAACCCUGAAUCUUCUUCUAUAACAUGUUCGGAACUCUCUGUCUCAAGAUCUUUUAAAGCAUGUCCAGAACACCGCAUCAGUUUCUCUAGAUGAAACUGUAAGGGAAACUGGGAAAAUGUCUAGCUUUGGAGUUACAGCGCUUGUCUGAUAAGUUCUUUAGCAUUUGUGUGAAGCUUGCUUUUACUUAGACUAGUUGCCACUGUCUCUGUUUCGUGCAUGGCAUACAUGUCAUCUGAAAAUCACUAAGGUAGGAAUUGCACUGUAUCUGUGUUCAAC